UUUCAGAAUCACUCAAAUACUCAUCGCUCUAUCAAGAGUCAAGACUCCAGGCGUCAGGCGAGUCAAGCUCAUACUUUUGUAUUGAUGGUAUUCUAUAGUCGCUAUAAUAUACUAACUUUCCUAAUUAUUCUUAUAUCUUAUCUAUGGCCCCGUCGAAUCGCAAACGGCGACUAUUUACAUUUUUAUAGAAUAUUUUUCAUUUAAUUAUAAUAUAUUUUAUUCAUUAAAAUUACUCAUCAAUCAUCAAUAUGAAUGCUGGUAUCCCAAUUUUUCCAACCAUGUUCCCUAAUAUCGUAGACCCAUUAUGGUUUAGUGUUGACGAGCCUAAAAAUGAAGAUACAGAACUUAUACGAAUAGAAAGUUUCCACCAAAACUGGUUACUUACAUUAACAAAUAAAAUCAACGACAAGGACUUUCCAGUUCCAAUUGGCAAAACAGCAACUGAAGUGCAAGAUGAAGAGGACGAAGAAGAUGAGGAGGAAGAAGUCAAUGCUUCAGAUGAUAGUGAAACCCAUGAUGAGGAAGACGAUGAUGUUGAAAUGGAUGUUACAAAUACAUAUGAUCGAGAUUCCCCUAUUUCUGUUUCUACUAGAUAAUUCCUCAUAGUAAUAAUAAUAAAUAAUAGUCAACGUUUUGAUUCAUGGUUUGCACAAAUUGUAAACUCAUUUCAGUAUUUUGUUAUAUCAUAUAACUAAAUAAAUAUUAUUGWAAAUGAUU
Diuraphis noxia (Russian wheat aphid) is the source of this 717-nucleotide messenger RNA. Its product is annotated as anaphase-promoting complex subunit 15. The record is from RefSeq and is a predicted model, not a curated record. Gene Ontology annotation, biological process: regulation of mitotic cell cycle spindle assembly checkpoint. Gene Ontology annotation, cellular component: anaphase-promoting complex. Lineage: Eukaryota; Metazoa; Arthropoda; Insecta; Hemiptera; Aphididae.